GGCAGGUGGCUGGCUGCCGUCCUUUUUGCAAAGGCUUCUGGACUCUGGCCUUUAGAACCUAAUGGUUUCCAUUCAUUCGCGCCUUGCUUUUUCAGGCUAGGAGUGGGCGGAGUUAGGAUGGCUGCGCCACUGUUGCCGAGGCGACGCCUUGGUUACUUCCGCUGGUUUCAAUGCUUCCGGGUUGGCGCUGCGGUGGCGUUUCCUACUGUGGUAGCCUCCGCUUCCCAGUCGUCUGCUGAGCUCGAGCAGCUGAGUCCCCUCCCUGUCUUUCACUCUUCUGGCAUCGGUGGCUUUACUUCUUCGAUUGAGCUCUGCUUCCUCGACCCCCCUGGGAGGCUGCCUCCUUCAGGCGCCUCCCUUCUCUCUACGAAUUCGCUCUGACAGCCGAGGAACUGGCAAGAUCCUGCACCCAGAGGGUGAAUGGGUAUCUUUCCCGGAAUAAUCCUAAUUUUUCUAAGGGUGAAGUUUGCAGCGGCGGCAGUGAUUGUAAGCGGACAUCAGAAAAGUUCCACUUUAAGCCAUGAGAUGUCUGGUCUGAACUGGAAACCUUUUGUGUAUGGCGGCCUUGCCUCUAUUGUUGCCGAGUUCGGCACUUUCCCUGUGGAUCUUACUAAAACACGGCUGCAAGUUCAAGGCCAGAGUAUCGAUGUCCGUUUCAAAGAAAUAAAAUAUCGAGGGAUGUUUCAUGCCUUGUUCAGAAUUUAUAAGGAAGAAGGGAUCUUGGCUCUAUAUUCAGGAAUUGCCCCUGCUUUACUAAGACAGGCAUCAUAUGGCACCAUCAAAAUUGGUAUUUAUCAAAGCUUGAAGCGAUUAUUUGUAGAACGUCUGGAAGAUGAGACUCUCCUAAUUAAUAUGAUCUGUGGGGUAGUGUCAGGAGUGAUUUCAUCUACUAUUGCCAAUCCUACUGAUGUUCUAAAGAUUCGAAUGCAGGCUCAAGGAAGUUUGUUCCAAGGGAGCAUGAUUGGCAGCUUCAUUGAUAUAUACCAGCAGGAAGGCACCAGGGGUCUGUGGAGAGGUGUGGUCCCAACGGCUCAGCGUGCUGCCAUCGUUGUGGGAGUAGAGUUGCCCGUUUAUGAUAUCACCAAGAAGCACCUGAUAGUUUCAGGAAUGCUGGGGGACACAAUUUUAACACACUUUGUUUCCAGCUUUACCUGUGGUUUGGCUGGGGCUCUGGCAUCUAACCCUGUGGAUGUGGUGAGAACUCGGAUGAUGAAUCAGAGGGCGAUCGUGGGACAUGUGGACCUCUACAAGGGGACUUUGGAUGGUAUUUUAAAGAUGUGGAAACAUGAGGGAUUUUUUGCACUCUAUAAAGGAUUUUGGCCAAACUGGCUUCGACUUGGACCCUGGAACAUCAUUUUUUUUAUUACAUAUGAGCAGCUCAAGAGGCUUCAGAUCUAAGAACUGGAAAUCCAUCAGCCCAGCCCUGCCACCCUUUCUACCGUUCCUCUUUGUGUUCCUGAUGUAUUUUUGACAAAGAUGUAUGUGUUUACAGAACCAGCAGUCUCACAGGGUCCCCUGACUGAGGAGUAGUAGGGUGACUUAAGGUUGUUUAUGCAUUUGCGUUACCUCUUCCCUGAGAGGAAGUAUCGACUUUGAGAGUGUGACCCCAGAUUGGUGUCUUCUGUGAAGAUGGAUACUGGUGGGUGACAUUCAAAAGGGCCUUUCCAACUGUGGCUUAAAUGUAGUUGGUUUUCCCUAGGCAGGCUACAGCAGCAAGCUAUAGCACAGUUACUGCUAUGUAUGUUUUUGAUCUUGGUUCUCAUUAAAGUAUUUAUUGGUUGAACCAU
Arvicanthis niloticus (Nile rat) is the source of this 1787-nucleotide messenger RNA. It is a transcript of the gene Slc25a14, whose product is annotated as solute carrier family 25 member 14. Gene Ontology annotation, biological process: transmembrane transport. The record is from RefSeq and is a predicted model, not a curated record. Lineage: Eukaryota; Metazoa; Chordata; Mammalia; Rodentia; Muridae.